UUAAGUAACCCCCCUUCGCUUGCUCCCUUCUCAACCCAUUGGACCUGAUUGACCUACUAUUGCAGCGUCUUUGACUCAAGGCGUCCUUCUGUGAUACUCUCGCGAUCCGGGAACGCUACCUGUGAUCCUGAGAACUUCCCUAUAUCAUGUUUUGCAUCCGUCAAUUGAUUUUCCAGGCUCGAUCGACUGACCCAUGAUUAUAGAACCUAGCAUUGGACAAGUCUUGAAAAACAGACAGACCGUCCUUCAUCCAUCUUGUUUUGGGUGCUUUUUGUCAGCCCUGCAAUAGAGAAGAUUUUUUUUUCUUUACAUCAAGACCCACUAGCAGUUCAUAAUAAAUUUUUUUUUUAAAAUACCAACAUCAUGGUUCUGCACAACCCCAACAACUGGCACUGGGUGAAUAAGGAUGCCUCCGGAUGGGCCAAGGAUUACCUGAAGGAGAAGCUUCUCACCAUUACCGCUGAGGAAGAUGGUGUCACCGCAAAUGUCUCCAACCUCCUGUCUAUGGAUGGCGACGUAGACGUCAGCCAGAGAAAGGGCAAGGUCAUCACCUUGUUCGAUGUCAAAGUACAGCUAGAGUAUCAAGGUAAGACCAAGGAUGAGGAGUCUGUUAGUGGUACUAUCACCAUCCCCGAGGUUGCCCAUGACACAGGGGAAGAUGAGUAUGUUUUUGAAAUUGAGAUCUACUCUGAAUCCUCUUCCAAGCAGCCCGUGAAGGAACUCGUGCGGUCGAAGCUUGUCCCACAGCUCAGGCAGGAGUUGGCUAAACUCGCACCUGCCCUGAUCAGCGAACAUGGCAAGGAUAUCCAACAUGCUCCUGGUGAAAACCCGUCUAAGGGUUUCACCGCACCAACCUAUCACCCUCAGACCAAGAAGGAUACUUCGGUUUCCAACUCAACCACGACUAUUACUACUGGCGGCAAGAUUGCUGUCAAUACUACUACCGUGACCGCCUCAGAUGAGUUCCGCACUACCGCGGAGGAAUUAUACAACACUUUCACAGACCCACAGCGUAUUGCCGCUUUCACCCGUGGAGCCCCUCGUCAGUUCGACGGUGCUUAUACUGGUGGAAAGUUUGCUAUCUUUGAUGGCAACGUGAGCGGAGAAUAUACUAAGCUGGAGAAGCCCACUCAGGUUGUGCAGAAGUGGCGUUUGGCCCAGUGGCCCCAGGGUCACUUCAGUACACUUGAGAUCAACUUUGAUCAGAACGAUGUCGACGGUGUGACCCAGAUGCGUGUAUGUUGGACUGGAGUCCCAGUGGGCCAGGAAGAUGUCACUAGACAGAACUGGGACAUGUACUACGUUCGUAGCAUCAAGCAAACUUUCGGGUUUGGCACUAUCCUCUGAUCUUGUGCGUCCGUAUUUGAAAGCUUGAUGAUUCAAACGCCGCUUGAAAUACAGAUGAUCUGGUUUUAACGGCAAUCCACGCGUCCUGUAGGGGCGGACGUUCAUUAUGUUUUGGACAGUGUUCUUGGGAGGCAGACACUAUACCUCACAUGGGUGCCUUUUUUUGGUUUGACAUACAAUCCCCUCGUUUCCACAUCUAUGAGGGUAUGGCUCGACGAUUCCACGAUAGAAGUUCCAUGAUUAGAACAAUGUAAAAUGAAUAAAUAACGAAGACCUAUGAUAC
This is a messenger RNA of Aspergillus alliaceus, 1630 nucleotides long. RefSeq names its product AHA1 family protein. Lineage: Eukaryota; Fungi; Ascomycota; Eurotiomycetes; Eurotiales; Aspergillaceae. Bases 364 to 1347 code for a protein of 327 amino acids. Gene Ontology annotation, cellular component: cytosol. The transcript has 5 exons. Gene Ontology annotation, molecular function: ATPase activator activity; protein-folding chaperone binding. Gene Ontology annotation, biological process: protein folding; positive regulation of ATP-dependent activity. The record is from RefSeq and is a predicted model, not a curated record.